AUUACAAUUAAACAAAGGGUUGAGUGUUGCGUGUUGAGGAGAGCUAAUUUAUUCUGUUUUGGUGCAUAAAUACAUGUAUUCAAUUUCAAAUGCAUGCAUAGAUGUACUAAAUUGUUGAUAUAUCCAGAGUGUGAGUGUGAAGAAUGGAGAACAAGAUGGGAAGGGAAGAAUGCAUAAUCCAAGUUAAUGAAGAAGAUUGGGUGAGGCAGAUGGAAGAGGAAUUCAAGGAGGUGAAGCAGAGAUCUAAGGUGGAAUUCAAGCGAUGGAAAGGCAUGUCAAUUUAUAGGGUUCCAUUGAGUCUAAAGAAGCUAUCGGAAAAAGCGUACCAGCCGCAGGUGGUGGCGAUCGGGCCAUACCACCACAAGAAGAAGAAGGUGCAGUUGAAGGAGAUGGAGGAGCACAAGAAGCGUGCUCUGCGAGUGUUCCUGGAUAAGUCCAACAAGCCUCUCCAUGAGUAUGUGAAUGCAUUAACGCCUAUGUUGCAGGAUCUCAAGAAUGCGUACCAGCAGCACCCCCAGUUGAAGUGCAGCGACUUCCUCAAGAUGAUGGUCAUUGAUGGUUGUUUUUUGUUGGAGCUCUUGCGGACCUCCUCCAGUGACAAGGAUCCCAGCUAUGCACGCAAUGAUCCAGUCUUCAGCAAAUAUGGACUCAUCUAUUUCGGGCCGCAAUUAAAGCGUGACAUGCUCAUGCUGGAGAAUCAGAUUCCUCUUCGGGUUCUCAACAAAUUAGUUGAAGUUGCCUGCAAGAAGGAUACUUAUCCUGAUGUAACAGAUAGCAUUCUCAAUUUUUUUGAACUGUCUGACGGAAACAACAAAGCCAAAUUCAAGAACAGCUUGCAUAUAUUGGAUGUUUACCGGAGAAGCCUGCUCUCGCUGGGGAGGAAAGGAAGUAAAGUGUCAGGUAGCCGUAGGUGCAUGGAUAAAGUGUGUUGUAUUAAUAGCAUCAACAAGACGAAGAACAAGAAUAAUGGGGAAUAUCAGAUGCGGUCAGCAACAAAUCCGGCGGAAGCCAGUACGAGUGUACCCCCAGUACGAGAUUGUAUUACAAGCAUCAACAACAACAAGAAUGAUGAGAAAGAUCGGAAAUCUUGGAUCCGCCACUGCGUGGACAAGAUCUCAUUCGGUGGAGGAAAGUUGAGGCCUCCGUCGAUAUCGGCGGACGACACCAAGAAGAAGAAUGAUGAAUUUCACAUGCGGCCAGCAACAGACCUGGCGGAAGCCGGGAUCCAGUUCCAGUGUAUGGAAAGUGGGUCACGUUACUUGGACCAGAUCUCAUUCCACAAAGGAAAAGGAAAGCUGAGGCUUCCGCCGAUAUUGGUGGACGACGCCACCAAAACUAUUUAUCUAAACGUGAUGGCAUUUGAGUGGUUCCAUGUGAACAGGUGUCUGACUGAGGAAGACAAAGAAAACUACAACGAGGGAUUUCACGUGACAGCCUAUGUGUUUUUCAUGGACAGAUUGAUCGACACCGCCAAAGACGUGAGCCUGUUGCACAAGCACCACAUCAUGCAGUACACGGUGUGCAGCGAUCAGAGUGUCGCAGAUAUUUUCAAUACAUUGUCCAAAGACAUAUGUAUUGAUUCAAAUCAUAAAUUGGAGGACGUGCAAAAGGAAGUGGCCAAGUAUUACCGGAAAACGAUGCCGGGGUGUAUAGCUUAUGCUAAGCGCACCUACUUCGCUAACACAUGGGUCACCCUAUCCAUCUUUGCUGCCAUUUUUCUCUUUGCCCUCACCAUUACUCAGACUGUGUAUGCCGUCCUAGACUACCAUAAAUCCGAUGCCCCCGCCCCGGAGCCCGGACUACCAUAAAGCAAUAUCCGGUCUCCAUUAAUUGUCCUUCGUGUGUUUUAACAAAUUGUUUGCCUCAUAUUUAUAUUCUCUCUCUCUUUCACUCAUUUACAUGUCUCUUGCAUUUUUCUUUUGUGUAUUGUAAUGCGAGUUUAAUCUCUUCUUUAACGGAGUAUCAUUCAAAGAUUGUGCUAUCAUGCUCUGUUUAUUUC
Salvia hispanica is the source of this 1999-nucleotide messenger RNA. RefSeq names its product UPF0481 protein At3g47200-like. The record is from RefSeq and is a predicted model, not a curated record. Lineage: Eukaryota; Viridiplantae; Streptophyta; Magnoliopsida; Lamiales; Lamiaceae.